Morus notabilis is the source of this 1514-nucleotide messenger RNA. RefSeq names its product UDP-glycosyltransferase 88A1-like. Gene Ontology annotation, molecular function: UDP-glycosyltransferase activity. NCBI's taxonomy places the organism in Eukaryota, Viridiplantae, Streptophyta, Magnoliopsida, Rosales, Moraceae. The transcript has a single exon. The record is from RefSeq and is a predicted model, not a curated record. The coding region runs from base 62 to 1498 and encodes 478 amino acids.
GAGACAGAGAGAGAGAGAGAAAGAGCAAGCCACUGGAGAAGCUUUACACCUGAAGUGCGCCAUGGAGGCAAUAGUUCUAUACCCAUCACCAGCCAUCGGCCACCUGAUCGCUUUGGUCGAGCUGGGAAAGCUUGUUCUCACUUUGAAACCUUCACUCUCCAUUCAUAUCAUCAUGACCACUGCACCUUACAACGCCGGCGACACCUCCGCCUACAUCGCCAGCGUCUCCGCCACCACUCCUUCCAUUACCUUCCACCACCUCCCGCCCAUCUCCCUCCCUCCUGAGCUCUUGACCGCCUCGGUCCACCACGAAGCCCUAAUGUUCGAAGUCCUCCGCAUUAACAAACCUAUUGUGGCUGAAACUCUGCGUUCCAUCUCUCAAAACCACACCGUUCAUGCUUUCAUCAUGGACUUCUUCUGCGCUAGCAUUAUCAAUGUCUUCUCCUCCGAUCAACAACUCAAAACUAUCCCUACUUACGUCUUUAUCACCUCGGGUAUCGGUUUCUUAGCAUCUUUCCUUUACUUUCCAACCCUUCAUGAAACCAUCCAGAAGAGCUUCAAAGACCUUAACAACGCUCUUCUAGACAUCCCCGGAUUGCCGCAAAUUCCUUCCUUUGAUAUGCCAAAACCACUUCUAGACCGCACUGAUAACGCCUAUAAAUACUUUCUCGAGUCCACUACCUACUAUCCAAAAUCAGAUGGAAUCAUCGUAAACAGUUUUGAGUCAUUAGAGCCUCGAGCCGUCAAAGCCAUAUUGGACGGAUUAUGCGUGCCGGACGCUCCCACGCCUCCAUUAUACUGUAUUGGACCAUUGAUUACCGCAAAAGGGAAAAAAGGAACAGAAUUCGAGUCCUUAAAAUGGUUGGACGCGCAACCAAGAGAAAGCGUGGUUUUUCUUUGUUUUGGAAGCUUAGGCUUGUUCUCGAGAGAGCAACUUAAGGACAUAGCGGUUGGCUUGGAGAGGAGCGGUCAGAGGUUCUUGUGGGUGGUGCGAAAUCCGCCUCCGAAGAAAGACCAAAGCGUGGUGAUCUGGGACUCACCGGAUCCGGACUUGGAUUCGUUACUCCCACAAGGGUUCUUGGAUCGGACAAAAGGCAGGGGAUUGGUGGUGAAGAACUGGGUCCCCCAGGUGGAGCUACUGAAUCAUGGCUCGGUGGGAGGGUUCGUGACUCACUGCGGAUGGAAUUCCGUGUUGGAAUCGAUCUGCGCCGGCGUGCCGAUGGUGGCGUGGCCAAUCUAUGCGGAGCAGAGGUUCAACAAGGUAGUGCUUGUUGAGGAAAUCAAGAUUGCUUUACCCAUGAACGAGUCGGAAGACGGGUUUGUGCGUGCCAGUGAAGUUGAGAAGCGGGUAAUUGAGUUGAUGACGAGCUCAGAAAGCAGUGACUCAGUUCGGAAGCGCGCAUUAUCAAUGAAGGAUGAAGCCAGAGCUGCUCUGAGCGACGGUGGCUCGUCCCGAGUUGCGUUAACCAAACUCAGUGAGCUGUGGAAGCGUGGCUGAGUUGUCAGAUAUUGGG